AUGGACACCAACGCAGCCUGCGAUCAUUCCCGAGAGGAGGAAUCCGAUUCUAAAGAUUUUGUCGAGAGACGGUCUAGCCCGGAGCGUGACCAGCUGUCUGAGUUCGGCACGAAGUGUCAGCGAGAUCGUGAACACGAGGGCGACGUGCCGGACGUCACCGCGGAACCUACGAGCAAGAACGCCUCCCCUCUCCUUCUACUGCCGGGGGAGCUUCGAAACGAAAUUUACGGAUUCCUCUUCUGGUUCACCUAUUUCACCUUUGAGCAACCACCUAUAACCCGAGUCAACAGAGAGAUACGCCACGAGGCUUUGGGAAUUUACUAUCACAGCCACAUCGUGAAUUGGGUACACGUUGCCAAACGCCCCCGCGACAAUGACGAUCAGACAUGGUACCACGGAGGAACUCCAUAUCUCCGUUCAGACAGACUGGGCAACUUUGUCCCCAGGCCAGGCAGCGGUAUCCAAACCAACAGCCUGCGCUAUCUCCAGAGCAUGUAUCUCCGCGUGGAUGUGAGCAGCGGGACCUGGCCCGCUGCGGUCGGGUUGACAAUAAAGAUGUCCGCCACAGAGCCACCCCGUACACGCUGCGGAUGCCAUCAAAAGAUGAACACCGAAGGGCUUAGCUGGGACGAUGAGGUGCAGGUCGGCAAGGCUUUCUUGGAGGCGGCAACUUCGUGUGACAACAUCACGGCCGCCGCCAAACUCGUCGGGGACGACAGGGUGCGCCGCGGAGUCGAGGGAACAGAGAGCGAGGUAGCUCGCGUAAUGUGUUUGCUCGCUCGCCUUAAUCCAAAGUUAACAAAAUCAGUCGUCAUCACUGUAUUACUGACGGGGAGGUAUAUUUAA
Molecule: messenger RNA, 846 nt
Organism: Diaporthe batatas
Lineage: Eukaryota; Fungi; Ascomycota; Sordariomycetes; Diaporthales; Diaporthaceae
Exons: 3
Coding region: 1-846 (281 amino acids)
Source: RefSeq, a predicted model, not a curated record